Molecule: messenger RNA, 3090 nt
Organism: Fusarium odoratissimum NRRL 54006
Lineage: Eukaryota; Fungi; Ascomycota; Sordariomycetes; Hypocreales; Nectriaceae
Exons: 1
Coding region: 1-3090 (1029 amino acids)
Source: RefSeq, a predicted model, not a curated record
AUGGAAGAAUUCAGGGACUUGAAACCCGGCGAGGUCCAGUUCCUGUCGUCCUGCAAACCGUCCCUCUUGCCUGGCGAUUACAGGGUAGACAUCAACCAAACAGUGUAUUCUCCGUUGGGAAACGAGAGUCGCAAACUGGAGACAAAGAAGAAGUUCACAGUUGAAGGCCCAAGUCGGUAUCGUCUACCUGCAGGAUCAAUUCACUCCGUUUAUCCUGCAGAAGGAGAAUCUGUUCCGUCUAAAACACUCCCUCAGGUUACUCUUAGCGAUCCUCAUUUACCGUGGGAGUUGAGCCCCCAUCAAAGCAACGGUAUCGCUAAGAAACAUCUCAAUAACUCCCUCAUACCAUGGGUCGCACUUUUGGUGUUCACGGAUGACGAGCUAAAGACUUUACCCUCGAUGAGCUCACAGCCAGAGGUCUCCCCGACUUUAUCUGUCCGCUUGAGUAAGAAGCAGCUCAAAGACCUGGAGUCAUCCUCAAUUCAGAUUCCAUUGUCCGACAGUGAACACGAGAAUAACGAGGAUGAAGUAUUUGACACUAUUUUUGUCAACUCUGAGGCAUUCCGGGCAUACUUUUCUGCCCAGAUGGAUGAUGGAGAGAAUGAGCCGGAGCCCGCAAUUGCACGAUACUCUUAUCUAUCGCAUAUACGAAGAUCACGCUCAACAAAAGCGCAGGAUCCAACCACGAGUACCUUCAGUAUCGCCCUAGGCCAUCGAUCUGGGCCUUUGGAGUUCAAGUCUACUAAGACUGUCACGGCCUACGCGCAUCUAGUGUCUCUUAUGGGUGUAUCGGACCUCAACUUUCCCAAGCAGGGGUCAUCAGAUUUGACUGCGUUGGUCUCCCUCUACUCAUGGACAUUCUCAUGGAUACCUGAUGACGGCGCCGGGGUGGAGAAGGCAACCAGAGACCUGUCUACUAAUGUGCGUCCUUUGAGCAGAGUUCUUGAGAAGCCGGUAGCAGAUGAGUGGCUCAAGCGACGCUUGGAAGCAGGAUACACUUUAGUCAAACACCGAUUACAAACUGGAGAACAGACUGCUUCUCUAUUCCGUGGUCCUUUCAUCCCACAACAACCCAGAGGUGACGAGCUAGACAAUGCCGAGGCCUCAGGGCAUGGGUCCGGACUUCAGAUCAUUGAUCGGUCAACCGGAAUCAUCGACAUUACAUACUCUACCGCGUGGAGUCUGGGUCGUUCCCUCGCGAUCGAGAACUCUUCCUUCACCAUGGCUCUAUCAGCCUUACGGGCCCGUAUCACAUCUUUGAAUAGAACAAGUCCCUCGUCCUCACUCAUGGAUGGAAGUACUGGUGGUAUACCCGAAAAGACUUUGCCCAGCUGGUAUCAAAAGCUGCAGCAGAUUGCGAAAGACGCAGGAGAGCCUAGAGAGACCACAGUGUCGGAAAGUGGUUCUCGAUGGAAGAGAGCCCGAGAUAAAGUCGACAGCUCAAAACCUGAGACAAAUUUGCCUGAUUCUGACCCCGACUCUGGUAUCGAAGCUGUUCGGAAGUUCCUUCAAGAUGAAGUUGAUAUCUUGGUAGAAGACAAGGAUUGGUACGCGAGAGAACUGGUAGAGCCAACACAGGAGGGUUUAUACAUCGCCAAGGUCUUGGACUUCAUCUACAACCAGCUGCUCACUCUUCGUGCAGUUCCCUACAACUACUUGUUUCCAGAACCUGAUAUUCUAGAUACCGAAGCCAUCCUCACGUUCUACGUUGAUCCUCUUUGGGUUGAUACUCUCAUAGAUGGUGCCUUGAGCAUUGGAAGCCACAGCACUGUGGAUGAAGACUGUACCAGGAACGAGAUCAAGCGGGCAAUCAAUUCUUAUCUCUCACAGGUGGAGGUCCGAUACAAGCACCCUCGUAUCCCUCGAUGGGGAGCUGUUGUUUGCGGAAGUCUGCUAUCUGUCUUUGGUGAUCCCCGUAUCCGAACUGGUAGUAGCGCUGCUGCAUCACCACAGUUGCUUGUAAAUACCAAACUCCACGACAAAGCCUUACUACUUGUACUCAACUGCCGACCCAGCGACCUCCCAGAGGGUCUGACUAUCAGCCAACCCCCUCACCAACAACUCUUUGCUGUAGGAACUGUUCUGGAAAAGAAUCAUAUCAGGAUAGACCCUGUUGCGGCAAUGAAAGACGACAGACAGCGCCAUCAAGCGAAAAUGAACUCGAUCACGGCCUCCCCUGAUGGUGAACCGCGAGUCUUCAACUUCGAGACGAGGUGUUUGAUUCCUUCUGGUGUAAUAAAAGAGUACAUGAAGCAAGGAGUGAUGCUCGGGGUUAAGUAUCUCGGGACAGGCUCAUCUGCGCUCUUGUCCUUUGCGCUUGGGGACAAAUUGCAGGAGCUGACGAUCAGGCCAACAGAGGAUCAAGCAGACAUCGGCCGGGCAAAACAACUUGAAGCUUUCCAGCUGAGCACAAAGACAAGACAUGGAAGUGCAGAUAAUUUUGAACUGAAAAGCAGGCAGAGCCUUUCAUCGAGUUCAGGUUCAAUCCCGCUGGGCUUUCGAGCUAAGAAUCAAGAUACCGCCUUUGCAAGCGUGGCGGCAACGGAACAAAGGAAAAUAUCUGUUAUGGUUCCUUACCAUGCGAAAGCUACCGUGGUUGAGGUAUCUGAGUCUGCUCAAAAGAGCUCUGUGACAUCAUCUUGUCGAGUUCUAAGAGAGCAGGUGAUGCCAGAUGAGACUCGCAGCAUCGAUCUUACGAUCGCCCUCAGCACGGAUAAGCCUGGUACUAUUGAUGCCGACAAACUACGUGGUAUAAACGUGACAUUCCCUUUGGUCUCGCUCAUGAAUCCAAGUUCCAAAGCCUUCCCGGCUGUCACUCUGUUUGGUUCCGGGUCAGCUCGCUGGGUAUCUGGGUGCGCAUACGUCGCUGGAGAAACCCCUGCUUUCGUUGUUCAGGUGAGACCCAGAGCUAAGGGCUUAGUGAAGACGGUCGACUUUGGCUUUCUUCUGAGCGGUGUUGCUCUAUCUGAUAGUCUGAGUGAGGAUGUGGCAAUCACCAUUGAGGAGGAGUAUGGAGUGGAAGGAGAGACAUGGGGCAAUGCAUCGGCACCCAAGCUUGUGAGGCAGACAUGUCAUGUUGAGGGCUUGUAG